This is a messenger RNA of Fusarium musae, 1122 nucleotides long. RefSeq lists its product as uncharacterized. Bases 1 to 1122 code for a protein of 373 amino acids. Gene Ontology annotation, molecular function: zinc ion binding; glutaminyl-peptide cyclotransferase activity. The transcript is spliced from 2 exons. Lineage: Eukaryota; Fungi; Ascomycota; Sordariomycetes; Hypocreales; Nectriaceae. The record is from RefSeq and is a predicted model, not a curated record.
AUGCCUCGACCGCUAUCGCAAUUGUCGUUCCUUGCAAAGCUUCUCGUCUUUGUCUGCCUGCUUCUAUCGACGGUCGCCGAGUCCAUGACACUUUCAGAUGAAACCCUCGAGAACAUUCCUUCGCCCGGCGACGAUUUCGAUAUCAAGGAUGGCAAGCUUCUUGCUCCUAUCCUGAUUCCUCGUGUGCCUGGCACCGAGGGUCAACGGCGCGCCCAGAAACACUUUGUCGAGUUCUUCAAGGAAAAUCUUCCCGAAUGGAAACUCGAAAUGCAGAAUUCGACUUCAAAGACACCUGUACACGGGAACAAGCAGAUCCCAUUCUCCAACCUCAUCUUUCGAAGAGACCCCCCUUGGUCACAGAACGGAGACGUUAGUCGACUUACGCUGGUCGCGCACUACGAUAGCAAAUAUGAGCCUGAAGGAUUCAUUGGCGCAAUCGACAGCGCAGCACCGUGCGCCAUGUUGAUGCAUGUCGCGAGGAGCAUUGAGGAUGCGCUCACUGCGAAAUGGGCCAAGAUGCAGAAGGACGGGUCUGCGGAUGAUGGGCUUGAGGAGACCCAGGGAAUCCAGAUUAUCUUUCUAGAUGGCGAAGAGGCAUUCAAACAUUGGACGGAGGAGGACUCGCUUUAUGGAGCCAGGACUCCUCUGGACUCUAUCAGUCUGUUUGUCCUCCUCGAUCUUUUAGGAUCUGCUGAUCCUACUAUUCCCUCUUACUUCCUUACAACCCACUGGGCAUACCGAGCCAUGGCAGGUCUUGAGAAGCGCAUGCGACAACUCAAUGUCCUCGAGACCAAGCCCAGAUUUCCUUUCCUCCCAGAUGGCAACAAAACAGCCAAUCGAUUCACUCGCAGCUAUAUCGACGAUGAUCACCGACCUUUCAUGCAGCGCGGCGUUGACAUCUUGCAUAUCAUUCCAUCGCCCUUCCCUGAUGUGUGGCACGAGAUCACAGAUGAUGGUGAGCACCUCGAUCUUCCCACAGUGCGUGACUGGGCGAGGAUCACCACUGCGUUCGUGGUGGACUGGAUGGGUAUCCAGGAUUUCAUGCCCAAGUUGGCGGGAACUAAAGCAAAGAGGAAUGGUGCGGCUGCAACAACUACGUCGAGCCGGAGGACGGAGCUUUAG